Molecule: messenger RNA, 1046 nt
Organism: Penicillium samsonianum
Lineage: Eukaryota; Fungi; Ascomycota; Eurotiomycetes; Eurotiales; Aspergillaceae
Product: dienelactone hydrolase family protein
Exons: 3
Coding region: 163-993 (276 amino acids)
Molecular function (GO): hydrolase activity
Source: RefSeq, a predicted model, not a curated record
CUCCGUAGUAACACGAGCUCGUGGAAUCCUUCACGAAUAGCUAGCCGAAAGUCUGUUUGGCCGAAGAGCGCCUCCAAAAAAUAAGCGGAAACCCCCCUUUUGAAAGUACUUCGUCUCUUGCACUUCACCUGCAAUUACCACCCCCAGAACUCUCAGCUCAGAAUGUCGUGCCCCAAUUGUUUCAGCGGUCAUGUCCACCAAGGCACUCCCCGUGGUGAAGUCACCUCUCUCCACGGCUUACCGGCCUACAAGACCAAGCCUCUAAAUGAUGUACCUCAUCGGGGCAUUAUCAUCAUAGUGCCCGACGCCUUCGGCUGGGAGUUCGUGAACAAUCGAAUGCUGGCCGACAACUACGCCGAAAAGGGGAAGUACCUCGUUUAUUUACCUGAGUUCAUGAACGGGCAUGCGGCCCCAGUCGGUAUGAUGUCUGCGACAAAAGGGUUGCUGAAGACGAGCGGACUGACAACCUGGCUUAUGAAGCCAUACCAUCUAGCCUCAAUGCUCACAAGAAUGCUGCCCUUCAUGUACUACAAUACGUUCAAAGUAGCAUGGCCUAUCGUCAGGGACUUCUUCAAGUCCGUGCGCGAGAACGAAGGUGCCGAGCUUCCUAUCUACGGAGCAGGUUUCUGCUGGGGUGGAAAGUAUAUCGUCAAUCUAGCCGCCGGAGCGGACAUGGCCUCAAAUGGAAAACCACUGCUUAAUGCUGGGUUUACGGGCCACCCGAGCCUUCUCGAGAUUCCUAACGAGAUCGAGAAAAUCAAAAUCCCUGUAAGCUUUGCGCUUGGGGACAAAGAUAUAAUUUUGAAACCUCCACACAUUGAGCAGAUCAAACAAGUCUUCGCCAGCGAGUCUGGUGCUGGAAAAGGAGAAGUGGUGGUUUAUGAGGGCGCCGGCCAUGGCUUUUGUGUCAGGGCUGAUUUUGUUCUGGAAGAUGCGAGUAGACAGGCUGAUGAAGCGGAGAAUCAGGCACUGGCCUGGUUUGAGAAGUAUUAACAGAUUGGAGACACAUUGAUGUUCUAUAUUUAGUUCAAUCAAUUGAAGUAUAC